Messenger RNA from Penicillium canescens, 1173 nucleotides. RefSeq names its product glycoside hydrolase family 5 protein. The transcript has a single exon. Lineage: Eukaryota; Fungi; Ascomycota; Eurotiomycetes; Eurotiales; Aspergillaceae. Bases 1 to 1173 code for a protein of 390 amino acids. Gene Ontology annotation, biological process: glucan catabolic process. The record is from RefSeq and is a predicted model, not a curated record. Gene Ontology annotation, molecular function: glucan exo-1,3-beta-glucosidase activity. Gene Ontology annotation, cellular component: cell surface; extracellular region.
AUGGUGAACUUUCAUUCCAUGCUGUCGAUUUUUGCUUUUGCAAAUGCCGCAGCUGUUCAUUCUGCAGCUACCUCAACAUACCUGAACUGGAAGACGUUCAAUGCCAGUGGUGUCAACCUUGGCGGCUGGCUCGUACAGGAGUCUACCAUUGAUACUAAAUGGUGGACACAGAACUCCGGCGGAGCCCCCGAUGAAUGGGGUCUCUGUGCGAAUCUAGGUUCUCAGUGCGGACCAGUUCUAGAGCGACGGUAUGCAACAUGGAUUACCCCUGCCGAUAUCGAUACAUUUGCUGCAGCAGGAAUCAACGUUUUGCGCAUCCCGACCAGCUAUGCUGCUUGGAUCAAAGUGCCUGGCUCCCAGCUUUACACUGGAGGUCAAGUGUCGUUCCUCAAGACUAUUGCGACUUAUGCCAUUCAACGACACGGCAUGCACAUCAUCAUCGAUAUCCACUCUCUUCCUGGAGGUGUUAAUGGAAUGGCUUUUGGGGAAGCCGAGGGACACUACGGCUGGUUCAACAAUGCGACGGCACUUAGCUACUCCCUCCAGACUGUUGAUGCUGUUAUCAAAUUUGUCAUGGACUCUAAGUUUCCACAAUCAUUCACGAUCGCACCAAUAAACGAACCUGUCGACGUCCCCGAUAUCUCGCUCUUCGGAACUCCCUACUGUCUCACUGAAGGUGGUGCUCAAUGGGUGCAAAAUUACAUUGAUCAAGUCAUCACAAAGAUUAGAGCUGUCAAUGCGCAGAUUCCUGUGAUGUUCCAGGGAAGCUUCAAAGGCGAGGAGUAUUGGUCUUCCAACUUUGCCGCCGGAACCAACUUGGUUUUUGAUGUGCACAACUACUAUUUCGCUGGCCGUGGAGCUAGCUCGGCAAAUCUCACUCACUAUAUUUGUGAAGAUGCUGUAAACGCUGCCGGUGACGGCAAAUUCCCUGUUUUUAUUGGAGAGUGGUCUAUCCAGGCGGAGAUUCUCAACACCCUGGCGAGUCGGGAACAGAAUCUGCAAACCGGGAUUGCAGCAUGGAAAACUUACACUCGAGGCCAUUCUUACUGGACUGCAAAGUUUUUUGGCACUGCCAAAGUUAAUGGCGAGGGCACGCAAGCAGACUACUGGAAUUAUGAGACCUUCAUCAAUUUGGGAUUUACUGGCUCCUCUACUAAGGCAAUAACAUGCUGA